GAAAGCAGAAAAAAAAAAGAUCCAGGUCCAUUUCCCCUCCGCGGUCUCGGUGUUGAUUUUCUGUUCUGAUUUCUAUCCUCUCUCUUCCUCUCCCUCUCCCCAAACUUUUCCCUCAACAAUUCCCCCCUCCUUCAUUCACCCCAAGCUUCAGCUUCAGAUUUCGUCUUGAGAUCUGAACAACCGAAUCAUCAGCUUCGGUUCCAUUUUCAGAUUUCCCCAUACCUCAAAGCUUCGCGUCAACCCCGCGCGCUUCAAUUUACACCUCGAUAACAUCUCCCAUUCCCUUCCAACACCACACAAACCUUUACAAUGGCCGCUACUGCGCUUGACCAUCUCAGCCUCGGAGGCAAGAUUCAGUGGCUCGCUCAGCUCAACACUGAGUUCCAGCCCGCUCGCGAGUUCCGUCGCACUUCCAUCAUCUGCACCAUUGGUCCCAAGACCAACUCGGUCGAGGCCAUUAACAAGCUCCGCGAUGCUGGUCUCAACGUUGUUCGCAUGAACUUCUCCCACGGUAGCUACGAGUAUCACCAGUCCGUCAUUGACAAUGCUCGCCAGGCUGAGAAGGUUCAUCCCGGCCGCCCUAUUGCCAUUGCCCUUGACACCAAGGGCCCUGAGAUCCGUACCGGCAACACCAAGAACGAUGAGGAUAUUCCCAUCUCCGCCGGUACCAUCCUUAACAUCACCACUGAUGAAAAGUACAAGGAUGAGUGCACUAUCGAGCACAUGUACGUCGACUAUGUCAACAUCACCAAGGUCAUUGCUCCUGGCCGUAUCAUCUACGUCGACGAUGGUGUCCUCGCUUUCGAGGUCCUCGAGAUUGUCGAUGACAAGACCAUCAAGGUCAAGGCCCGCAACAACGGCUACAUCUCCUCCCGCAAGGGUGUCAACCUUCCCAACACCGAUGUCGAUCUCCCUGCUCUUUCCGAGAAGGAUAAGGCCGAUCUCAGGUUCGGUGUCAAGAACAAGGUCGACAUGGUCUUUGCUUCGUUUAUCCGUCGCGGCCAGGACAUCAAGGACAUCCGUGAGGUCCUUGGCGAGGAUGGCAAGCAGAUUCAGAUCAUUGCCAAGAUCGAGAACAGGCAGGGUCUCAACAACUUUGCUGAGAUUCUCGCCGAGACCGAUGGUGUCAUGGUUGCCCGUGGUGACUUGGGUAUUGAGAUCCCCGCCGCCGAGGUGUUCGCUGCCCAGAAGAAGAUCAUCGCCAUGUGCAACAUUGCCGGCAAGCCCGUCAUCUGCGCUACCCAGAUGCUGGAGUCCAUGAUCAAGAACCCCAGACCCACCAGAGCCGAGAUCAGCGAUGUCGGUAACGCUGUUACCGAUGGUGCUGACUGCGUCAUGCUUUCUGGUGAGACCGCCAAGGGUGCUUACCCCACCGAGGCCGUCCGUGAGAUGAGCGAGGCCGUUCUUAAGGCCGAGAACACCAUCCCCUACGUCAGCCACUUCGAGGAGCUUUGCAGCUUGGCCAAGCGUCCCGUCUCCAUUGUCGAGUCCUGCGCCAUGGCCUCUGUCCGUGCCUCGCUUGACCUUAACGCCGCUGCCAUCCUCGUUCUCUCCACCUCCGGCGAGUCCGCUCGUCUCAUCUCCAAGUACCGCCCUGUGUGCCCCAUCAUCAUGAUCACCAGGAACGAUUCUGCUUCGAGGUACGCCCACCUUUACCGUGGCGUCUACCCCUUCCUUUUCCCCGAGUCCAAGCCCGACUUUAGCAAGGUCAACUGGCAGGAGGAUGUUGAUCGUCGCAUCAAGUGGGGUCUCAGCCACGGUAUUGGUCUCAAGGUCCUCAACGAGGGCGAAACCGUUGUCGUUGUUCAGGGCUGGAAGGGUGGUAUGGGUAACACCAACACCUUCCGUAUCGUUAAGGCCGAUGUCAACCACCUCGGUCUUGGCCAGCCUUAAAUGGCACAGGAAAAGGGGCAAGAGUCUGAAAAUUAGAUGAGUUGGCUUAAUCACUGGUUAUUUUCGUGUCAUGAUUAUGAUGGUUACAAGGCCUCGGUAAAGGCUAUUGGUGUUAGGUUUUGCGGAGAAAUUGCUUUUCAGGUGGACACAUUCUUAGGUCCAUUCAAUAGACUUCCUAUGCACGAUCAGUUUCGUGUCCUCA
Neurospora tetrasperma FGSC 2508 is the source of this 2095-nucleotide messenger RNA. RefSeq names its product pyruvate kinase. Gene Ontology annotation, molecular function: potassium ion binding; magnesium ion binding; pyruvate kinase activity. Bases 310 to 1893 code for a protein of 527 amino acids. Lineage: Eukaryota; Fungi; Ascomycota; Sordariomycetes; Sordariales; Sordariaceae. The record is from RefSeq and is a predicted model, not a curated record. The transcript has 5 exons. Gene Ontology annotation, biological process: glycolytic process. Gene Ontology annotation, cellular component: cytoplasm.